AUGUAUGCUAAGUUCAGAAAAAACAGUUUUUGGCAGCGGAAUGUUGGUUUCCUUGGUCACAUUAUCUCAGAGGAGGGGGUGUCUGUGGAUCUUGAGAAGAUUAAGGCCAUCAGAGAUUGGCCAAGGCCGACGAAUAUUACCGAGAUCCGGAGUUUUCUCGGGUUAGCAGGUUAUCACCGAAAGUUCGUUAAGGGUUUUGCGAGUAUGGGUCAAGCGAUGAUUAAGCUGACGAGGAAGGAUGUUUAUUUUGUGUGGUCACCGGAUGGUUUUUGCCUUGAAGAUUUGGACAUCUUAUCUUUAAGGCAAGAAAGUCCAGGUUAUGAAGGAUCAUCAAAGGCUGAAGUAUAUCUUUACGCAACCAGAGUUGAAUCUGAGGCUAAGGCAGUGGAUGGAGUUCGUGCGGAUUAUGAUUUUGAUUACUUACCAUCUUGGAACUUUUAA
This is a messenger RNA of Capsella rubella, 441 nucleotides long. RefSeq lists its product as uncharacterized. Bases 1 to 441 code for a protein of 146 amino acids. Lineage: Eukaryota; Viridiplantae; Streptophyta; Magnoliopsida; Brassicales; Brassicaceae. The transcript is spliced from 2 exons. The record is from RefSeq and is a predicted model, not a curated record.